Molecule: messenger RNA, 174 nt
Organism: Seminavis robusta
Lineage: Eukaryota; Bacillariophyta; Bacillariophyceae; Naviculales; Naviculaceae
Source: the annotation of a GenBank genome assembly
ACAAGAGAGAAGAUCGCAUCUGGCAAAAGAUCCUGGUUGAAGGCACGAGAAGACAAGGUUGUCGCUAAGGGCAAGGGAGAGCUGCAAACCUACUGGAUCGAACUAGGUUUGGACACAAAAUCUUGUCAUACUACUGUCUCGAGCCUGGACACACCUACACGUGACUCUUCCUAA